Dendrobium catenatum is the source of this 1064-nucleotide messenger RNA. Its product is annotated as protein farnesyltransferase subunit beta. Gene Ontology annotation, biological process: protein farnesylation. The transcript has 8 exons. Gene Ontology annotation, molecular function: protein farnesyltransferase activity. The record is from RefSeq and is a predicted model, not a curated record. The coding region runs from base 14 to 883 and encodes 289 amino acids. NCBI's taxonomy places the organism in Eukaryota, Viridiplantae, Streptophyta, Magnoliopsida, Asparagales, Orchidaceae. Gene Ontology annotation, cellular component: protein farnesyltransferase complex.
UGAAAAUAAUUCUAUGUUAAUCAGAAUGCACCACACUGGUGAAAUGGAUGUUCGAGCAUGCUAUACUGCAAUAUCUGUUGCAAGUCUGCUAAACAUUUUGGAUUUUGAAAUUACAAAGGGUGUUGGAGAUUACAUUCUAAGAUGUCAAACAUAUGAAGGUGGUAUUGCUGGAGAACCUGGUUCUGAAGCUCAUGGUGGGUACACAUUUUGUGGACUAGCAACAAUGAUUCUUAUAAACGAGGUGCAUAGAUUGGAUUUGACCAGUUUGAUAGAUUGGGUUGCAUUUCGUCAAGGAUUGGAAUGUGGUUUUCAAGGACGAACAAAUAAGUUAGUAGAUGGCUGCUAUUCUUUUUGGCAAGGCGGAUCUCUUUUUCUAAUUCAAAGAUUGCUUUCUAUUGCUGAAAACCAAAUUAAGUCAUUGCCAAUGAGUAUAGAACAAGAACAGCUAUCUAUGGAAGGAAAUGUGGAUUCGGCUGCUUUUACUGUACCUAAGCCUGAUGGAAGUCAACGUCAAAUUCAUUAUUUUGAAAACAAAGAUGCAGGAAAAGGAUCUGCUACUGGUUUAGACUUCAUUAGGACUACAAAUGGGGGGCCUCUCUUCCACAGCAUUGCUCUUCAGCAAUAUAUACUCCUUUGCUCCCAGGUUCUGGAAGGAGGAUUCAAAGACAAACCAGGGAAAGCAAGGGAUCACUACCACUCAUGUUACUGUCUCAGUGGUCUCUCAGUGAGUCAGUAUAGCUUUUCAAAGAGCGCCGAUUCACCGCCGCCACCCAAUGCAGUCCUCGGUCUGUAUUCCAACUUGUUAGAGCCCGUUCAUCCUCUUUACAAUUUAGUGCUGGAUAAGUACUACAAAGCUCAUGAAUUCUUCUCUGUUAUGAGUUAGAUAGCAUUCCUCUCGUUUGCGUGUAUGUCAUUGUCCUUUACUGGCUGCAGAGUUGUCCAUCUUAGAUAUAAUCUCAACAGACGCAGUGUUUGUGUUAAAAAUAUAUUUUAUAAGUAUAACAUAGCUUUUCAAUUGAAUCUCUAAUGGUCUCUUGGAUAUGCAUAUAUAUUAAAUUUGGUAA